Messenger RNA from Durusdinium trenchii, 1174 nucleotides. NCBI's taxonomy places the organism in Eukaryota, Dinophyceae, Suessiales, Symbiodiniaceae. The record is from the annotation of a GenBank genome assembly.
CGACAGGGUGGACUCGAGAGCCAGCGGUGAAACGUGCGCGCGGCGUCGCCCCUGGUCCACGGUUGGACCGCGUGUUUUCCUGUGGUAGGAACCCCCUUUCAAAAAGGAAACGACCGGAACUGCCCUGGAAAAUUCUAAUUUUCUGCAUGCGGGAAAGUGAUGGUGAAGAAGUGGUGGCAGAAAGCCAAGCCAAAAUUGAUUGCUGACAGAUUUUGAGUUGAUUUUGCAAAUUUUGGGGGGUUUUUCUACAGCAAUUGGCAAGUCUCAUGGUUUGAGCAGCCGAGGCAAUACUGUGGCUGGGCCGAAUGGGACUCGUGGGGGUCAUGCUCAUCGACUUGUGGCCAAGGUUACAGGCAGCGCAAACGACAGUUGAUCCUCUCUCCAAAUCCUGAAAGUGUUUUGGUUCCAGCAGAGAUGAUCCAGGAGUAUGACGAUCUUGUGCAACGCACCCAGGAACUGGAUGCGCAGCAUUUCCGCGAGCUGGCAAUGGCCUUUGCUGCAGGAGGCGCUUGCCUCAUGGCUGUCUUUGGCGUGAUGCGGGGCUGGUCAAUUCCUCGUCAGGGUCCAAUGAUCACAGACGGUGGAUCGUCUUCUCGCACGUUUUCAAGAGUCGCUGGCUUCCUCCCUCGCAGCGAGAAUGUAGAGACGCUGAAUGGAGACUAUUUUCUGGUAGCAAACGAGCAUGAGACUGAGCUACCGUGGGCUAGCCGAGACCUUGAGCUUGAGGAGUUCAGCUGAGGUCCAAUCUUUGGCGCACCAAAGCAGUGGGUCAGAGUGGGGAUCAGUCCACCCGUAAUCGGUGCUUGGAGGCUUUGGCCACUGCCAUGACGUUUUAUAGAAGGAUUCAGGUUCAGACGCAUACUUUCAACACUUUGUAAAGUGUGUAGAUGAUUUGCAAUGUUUGAGUUCGGCACCGGCAAACUCACCUGCACAUGCAAUCGCAACUUGUGCAGCACCUGCCGAUGCAUUGGCACGUGUCAUUGCUUUGGCACCCAGAGCGCAUUCCUUGGGGAUUCCCAAAGCACCUUAGCGGAUUCGGUCGGCUUUAGGUCGGCUCGGCAUCAAGCCUCGAAGAGUUUCACCGAGCUGACGGAAUUGGCACAGCGAUUGUGUGCUUCAAAUUCCACCUUGACGGGGUGACGCCAGAAUUUCCAAGUGGUGUUUACAUGGUGUU